AUGGCCGACGAGACUGCUCAGCCCGAUAUCAUUGCGAACAAGGCGCCUUCCGUGUUUCCUUAUUCCUCCGAGGCUGUCUCAACGACUGUCUCGGCUUCAUCUCAAGAAGACCAAUUAAACCGUAACAAAAAACCAAAUAGGCAAAGUUAUAAAUCUCAGCCAAUUGUCGAUGGCAAAGGAAGCAAGUCGGCUGGUAGUCUUACUGAUGACGCCGGUGCCACUUUUGGCGAAUUUCAAGGUACAUCCAGGGCGACUGCUGUAAAAACCAAAGACAGUAAGGAUGAUUCGGAAAACACCUCCGGAGCGCUUGAAUCUCUUCGACAAAUGAUUGCUAGUAUAAAAUCCAUGCCUGCGCCACCCAAGUCACAAAAGACUGAAGAGAAUCCAGUCGACGUGCCUUCAAAACAUAGAAGACAUGAAUCGAGCGCCAGUAAUACUAGUAAACGUCCUAAUCCUGUGGGAAAUAAACACAAGAAAAACGCGUCUGUUUCAUUCUAUUUCCCCGCAAGUGGUUCUGCAAGCGGUUCUUUGAAGUCUAUUCCAGACUCUGAAGAUGGCAAACCCAUAGACAUUGAGAAAUCUUUACAAGAUACGCUUUCCUCUCUGAGACGUAUGAGCCACGACAAGGGUAAGGCUCAGAAUAAGAACACAGAAAGUAAGGGAAAGGAAACAGAGAAUGAUGAGGUUCCGCCUUCCGAAAGAAAGUUGGAACAAGAAGUGGCAAAACCUCCAUUUGAUUGGAAACGGCUAACUAAUGAUCAGUCGCAAGGCAGCAGCAAAAAGGCUCAUCGCCGUUAUCAAUCUCUCGGCUUCAGUUUGACUCCAGCUGCGCCGACUUCGGUUUCAGGAGCCGUACCCGUAGCUCUCAAAGCGGCAGUUCAGUCACAUCAUCGAAGGCAUAGCGUCGCUCUUAAUGGCAGCAAGGAUGUUUUGAAAGAAUUGGAGAAAAGCCAAGGUAAAUCCGGUGCAGAUAAUAAGAACGGUCAUCGCCGUACUGGAUCCAGAAAUGUUGAUGGUAAUUGGAGAACCGCUUCUCCUCUUCUCCCAUUUAAUUAUUCUAAAUAUGCCACCGGACCGAAGAAAGUUCAAGCUAAUCAGCAAAAUGCCAAUAACCAACAGCAACGAAAAUCGCUGUUUGCACCUUAUCUCCCGCAAGCAUCUCUACCUCAACUCCUGAAAAGUAACGAACUUGUAUCAGGGGUUCUGCGUAUCAAUAAGAGAAAUCGCUCCGACGCGUAUGUAACCACGGAGACUUUAGAUGCUGAUAUUUAUAUAUGUGGUUCCAAGGAUAGAAAUCGCGCCUUAGAGGGGGAUAUCGUAGCGGUUGAAUUAUUGGAUCCAGAAAAAGUGUGGCAAACUAAGAAAGAAAAAGAAGAAAAGAAAAGGAAAAAGGAAGAAAGUAUUGGCAUUGAUAGAAAAAAAAUUGACAAGAAGAAGGAUGACGUAGAAGUAGAAGGACAGGGUUUAUUGCUGUUUGACGAUGAUGAUAUAGUUAGUGACGAACAGAGACCAAAAUAUUGUGGUCAUAUAGUAGCUGUUAUGGAACGCAUGCCUGGUCAGCUUUUCUCUGGCACUCUAGCUUUGCUUCGACCAUCCUCUACGGCGACCAAGGAAAGAGAGGCAGCAGAAAAGGCUCGGCGUGAAGCUGAAGAUAGAGCUGCUGGUAUUGAACCAAGAGAGGUGUCAAAAGACGAUAGGAAAGACGAGAGGACUGAGCGACCAAAGAUUGUUUGGUUUAAACCGACUGACAAGCGUGUUCCGCUGAUUGCGAUUCCUACUGAACAAGCUCCUGAAGGUUUUGUUGAGAAUCAUCAGUCUUAUGCCAAUAAAUUAUUUGUUGCGUGCAUCAAACGUUGGCCUAUUACUUCACUGCAUCCAUUUGGUACUUUAGUUACUCAACUUGGAGAUAUCGGCGAUAUCAAUGUCGAAACCGAUGCAUUACUUAAAGAUAAUAAUGUGAUAUCUGAAGAUUUCAAUGAAAACGUUCUCAAAUGCCUACCAACGAUGCCUUGGCAAAUUUCCGAGAAGGAAAUAGAAACUCGUCGCGAUUUACGUGACAGAAGAAUAUUUACUAUUGAUCCACCAACUUCCAAAGAUUUAGAUGAUGCUGUUUCCUGUACUCGACUACCCGAUGGCAAUUAUGAGAUAGGGGUACAUGUUGCUGAUGUCAGCUAUUUUGUGAAACCGAAUACUGCUCUUGAUCGUGAUGCUCGCAAGAGAGCUACUACAGUAUAUCUCGUGCAGAAGUCUGUACCCAUGUUACCAUUAUUGCUUUCAGAAGAAAUAUGCAGUUUGAACCCAGUUAUUUGGAAGAUGAAUCCCGAAGGGAAAAUAAUGGAAACUUGGUUUGGGAGAACGAUAAUCCGUUCUUGCGCCAGGCUGUCUUAUGAUGAUGCUCAAGACGUUAUUGAAGGAAAGCCCCUAAAUCCUGCAGUCAAAUUGUAUAACGAUCAUCACGUUACCAACGAAAUCGAAGCUGAUAUUAGGAUUUUUAAUGAGCUAUCUCAACGUCUUCGUGAGAAUCGUUUUAAGAGGGGAGCGUUAACCUUAGACUCGAUAGAACUUACCUUUGAUAUAGAUGAGCAAAACUAUCCAAUUGGAUGUCAUGUGAAGGAAAGUAAGGAUGCCAAUCGUCUGAUCGAAGAGUUUAUGUUACAGGCAAAUAUGAGUGUUGCCCAGAAGAUUUCAAGCGCUUUUCCUGAACAAGCACUAUUAAGACGUCAUGCUGCUCCUAUUGACCGCAAACUCGACGAAUUUGCUGCACAUGCUUUUGCGUUGGGCUACGAGUUUGAUUGUCAUUCUGCUGGAGCUAUACAAAGAUCUUUUGAUGCUAUCGAGGACUGUGAUGUGAAACAGGUCUUAAAACUUCUAGCCAUUAAACCCAUGCAAAAAGCCAAAUAUUUUUGCACUGGCACCUUGGAUAUCGCCAAAUAUCACCAUUACGCUCUCAACGUUCCUCUUUAUACUCAUUUUACAUCGCCCAUCCGACGAUACGCUGAUGUCAUUGUUCACCGGAUGUUGGAAGCUGCUCUAGCUGGCGAAAAGCGCUUUUACCUCGAUAAAGAUACCGUUCAAAAGACGGCAAACCAUUGUAAUGUAAAGAAGGAUGCAGCAAGGAAUGCAACGGAGCAAAGCAAUCAUUUGUUUCUCUGUGUUCUUUUUCAAAGUAUGGCUGAGCGGACUGGCCCGGUUAUUCGCGAAGCAAUUGUGAUUGGUGUUAAAGAUCAUGCGUUCGAUGUCUUCAUCCCGGCCUUUGGUAUUGAAAAGCGUGUCCAUUUGGACCAAUUACCGUUGGAGAAAUUCGUUUAUAAAGAAGAGUCAGGCGAAUUGAUCUUGCAAUGGAAACCCGGUGCAAAUUCACUUGAGCCGAUACCAGACGAUGGCUCCCAUGAAGAAGAGGAUGUUCUAGACGUUGAUGAGGAAGCUUUGCUGGAUAACGAUGAUUACCAUUAUGAAUUAAUGGACGUUACGAGCCUUCCCAUUGAAGAUGAGCAUAGAUUAUUUGACAAUGCUUCAGAUGUUGGCGAAGACGAGACGGAGGAUGAGGGAGUUCCUGCUGAAGAUAAUCCAACGCAUUCUACCGAUAAGGGUGCGGUUGUUCCUGAAUCAUCAACAUCACCUCUCACCGAAAUAGCAAUUGUAGAAACGAUUAGUCCGGUUGCAGUGACUAAUGAAUCGUUACCGAAAAGAAAUGUUACAUCUAUUCCUAAAGUUCCUCAACCGCCUAAGAUAACACAUAUAGCAGAUCCUGCUGUUCCCAAUUCUCAAGUGAUUAGGGAGCUGUACUAUGUGCAGGUUGUGAUGAUGACAGACCGCAAGAAAAGUCCACCUGUCAUUAAAGUUCUAGCCGUGAAUCCGUACUUUUGA
Molecule: messenger RNA, 3867 nt
Organism: Paraglomus occultum
Lineage: Eukaryota; Fungi; Glomeromycota; Glomeromycetes; Paraglomerales; Paraglomeraceae
Source: the annotation of a GenBank genome assembly